Messenger RNA from Chionomys nivalis (European snow vole), 5992 nucleotides. It is a transcript of the gene Rnpc3, whose product is annotated as RNA binding region (RNP1, RRM) containing 3. Gene Ontology annotation, biological process: mRNA splicing, via spliceosome. Gene Ontology annotation, cellular component: U12-type spliceosomal complex. The transcript has 15 exons. Lineage: Eukaryota; Metazoa; Chordata; Mammalia; Rodentia; Cricetidae. Gene Ontology annotation, molecular function: pre-mRNA intronic binding; protein binding; U12 snRNA binding. The coding region runs from base 481 to 1986 and encodes 501 amino acids. The record is from RefSeq and is a predicted model, not a curated record.
CUUCCAAAUUCUAGAACACAGUCUGCGUCUCCAGAGAGUUAGUUCCCUCCGCCAGCCACACUGAUUUCCUGAAAACCUCCAUUACGUUCUCAGAGAGCAACAGCCGGUACACGGUUCCGUCAGUACUCGGUUCUUGGGGCUGCAGCCUCUUUUCUUUCACAUGACUGAGGUUCCUCUUCUUCGAUUAGACGUGUGGCCUCCUAAUGCCGUCUCUUUGGCCCCUGUUUGAUGGCAACGACUCACUGAAUUUGAACAGCGGCUCUAGCUACUCUCCCCGCAACCGGGCAGCGAUCCAGAAGCGAAGCGAAGGUCACCGGGAAGUCAUUCUCGCGAGAGUACGACCAACUCUCGCGGUAUCUCCCGGGUUCCAGACUCCUUAGCGCGAGGCGGAACCUUCCUGCAGCUCACCCUCCGCGGACGCCGCCGUUUGGACGGAAGCUCCCGCGGGGCGACCCUCAUCCGGCCGCUGCUUCGCGGAAGAUGGCGGGGCCCGAGCCGCCGCUGCCGCGAGGAGGCCCGGGCUCCGCUUCGCUCUCCCCGCCCCGGGGAGACCGCACCCUCCUCGUCAGGCACCUGCCGGCCGAGCUGACGGCCGAGGAGAAGGAGGACUUGCUGAAGUACUUCGGGGCGCAGUCGGUGCGCGUCCUGUCCGAUAAGGGGCGCCUGAAACAUACAGCAUUUGCUACUUUCCCUAAUGAAAAAGCAGCAGUAAAGGCGUUGACAAGACUCCAUCAGCUGAAACUUCUAGGUCAUACUUUAGUUGUUGAAUUCGCAAAAGAGCAAGAUCGAGUUCAUUCCCCCUGUCCCACUUCAAAUACAGAGAAAAAGAAAAGGUCAGAUGACACUGUGGAAGAUGAUAAAGAGAAGAAAGAACCUGACUUUUUAACAAUAGAAAAUGGAAUUGCACCGAGUCAUGGGCUGACUUUUCCUCUGAAUUCAUGCCUCAAAUAUAUGUACCCACCACCUUCAAGCACAAUCCUUGCAAAUAUAGUAAAUGCUUUGGCAAGUGUGCCCAAAUUCUAUGUACAGGUGCUUCAUCUUAUGAAUAAAAUGAAUUUGCCCACACCAUUUGGACCUAUUACUGCACGACCCCCUAUGUAUGAGGACUAUAUGCCAUUGCAUGCACCCCUUCCACCUACAUCGCCUCAACCACCUGAGGAACCUCCCUUACCAGACGAGGAUGAGGAUUUAUCUAGUAAAGAAUCGGAAUAUGAAAGCAGUGAUGAGGAGGACCGGCAGAGAAUGAACAAACUAAUGGAGCUAGCAAAUCUUCAGCCCAAAAGACCCAAAGCCACAAAGCCACGCCAAGUGAGAAAAAAGCGAAAAUUAAAGGACAUGUUGAAUAUACCUUCAUCAACUUCACAUAGUUUGCAUCCUGUGCUGUUACCAUCAGAUGUAUUUGACCAACCACAACCUGUAGGUAAUAAAAAAAUUGAAUUCAAUAUAUCUAACAACAUGCCAGCGGCAUUUAAGAAAGAUUUGGAGAAGGAGCAGAAUAAUGAGGAAAAGAAAUCUGGAUUUGGAAAAAUCUUCCCCAAACCCAAUUUGAACAUCACAGAAGAGGUUAAAGACGAUUCUGAUGAAAUGCCUUCAGAAUGUAUUUCUCGAAGGGAGUUGGACAAAGGUCGAAUUUCUAGAGAAGAAAUGGAAACCCUGUCGGUUUUCAGAAGUUACGAACCUGGUGAACCAAACUGCCGAAUUUAUGUAAAGAAUUUAGCUAGACAUGUUCAAGAAAAGGACCUUAAAUUUAUCUUUGGAAGAUAUGUUGACUUUUCUUCAGAAACACAGCGGAUAAUGUUUGAUAUUCGCUUGAUGAAAGAAGGACGCAUGAAAGGACAAGCUUUUAUUGGACUUCCAAAUGAAAAAGCCGCUGCUAAAGCCUUAAAAGAAGCUAAUGGCUAUGUUCUUUUUGGAAAACCCAUGGUGGUUCAGUUUGCUCGAUCUGCUAGACCAAAACAAGACUCUAAAGAAGGAAAACGAAAAUGAUAGGAAUGGAUAAAGAAGCAUUCCUGCGUAAAUACUGCUGUAAUACUGUCAUACAAGAGUAUCCUUUCUUGUUGUAUCCUUUUUGGGGCAGUGGUUUUGUUUCAUUUUGUUUUCUAGAAAUGCUUUGUCUGCCAUCUAUCUAGAGUAAGCAAUACUUUUUAUAAUCAAAUGAAAUAUUUCUCAAAUUAGUUUUGUAGCUUGAUCAGAUAUUUUACGUGUAUUUUAGAUCGACUGUUUAAUUUUCUACAUUAUCAUAUAAUCAAGGAGUUUUGUUCAAGGAAAGUUAGUGAAUCAGGUCCCUUACUGUAUACAUAUGCUUUACUACAGAAUCUGGUAGUAUUUCUUCUAUACGUGAAUUUCCUCAAUCUACUUCAGGAACAUGCUUUCCGUUUCAUGGUAUAUCCCAUUUAAGUGUUGUUCUAGUUUCAUUUUGUUGCUAUGACAAAUACGCUGACAAAAAACAACUUAGGGAUGGAGGGACUUAUUUGUGUUAUAAUUCCAAGUUACAACUCAUUGUUGUGGGGAAGGCACGGCAUGAAUUUAAAGUAUAAUAUCCACAGUCAAUCAGAAAGAGAAUAAACCCAUAGAUCUUUUCUUGAUUAGUCUGAGCUAGUUUUUCCUCUCAGGGUCCCCUUUCCUAAGGAACAGUGCUACCCAAAAUUGACUGAGUCUUAACAUCUAUCAAGGCCAGGUUAUGCCCUCAGACCAACAUAGCCUAGAUAGUAUUUAUUAUGACUGUCUUCCCAGGUUAUUCGGUGUUGUGUCAAGUUGACAGUUAAAGCUGUCUAGCACAGUUCUAUAUACUAUGUUCUAAAAUUUGGCUGGGAAAGGAUAUUUUUUCUUUAGUAAUAAAUAUAUUGAAAACUAAUAAGAUUUCUAUAAAAUUCUCAACAGUACUUAUCACAUUGAAAGUCUAACUGAAAUGUCUUUGACAAUUGGAAGGAUUUUCCUUAUUCUUGGUCUUUUCAAAACUAAAGUGAAAAAUUCAAAAACAAAAUUUAUGUAUGUGUGUUCAAAUUUUGACAUACGUAUAUAUAAAUUUGAAAAGAAUAACAGAUAAGACAUGCUAGACUUCAGAUAGCUUAGUCAAUUUUUUUCUAGAACUAAGAACAAUGAUUCCAGGCUGUAUGAUAACUACAAUCUCUCUGAACAAUCGGUCUCAAAUUUUCCUGCACAUUUAUAUCCUGAGAACUUUAAAUUAGGUAAUAAUGAAUUACCUGCUUUCUAUCUUAAGAGUUUGAUUCUAGUGUAUUACUAAUGUAGAGAGAACCACCAUGGAAGAGUUUCUAUGUAUAAAUAUUUCUAGACUCUUUAUUAUAGAGCUAAUAAAUAAAAAUCACUUGGAAUAACUUCCAGUAAUAUAUUUUGAAUGGUUCCCUUAGUAGUAGAAAGGACCACUGAGAACUGUAGAUAAUACUUUGUUAAAGUGAUUGACCAUUGUAUACCAACUUAAUAAGGCAUACAAUGUUAUUUUAGCAGUAAAAUAAAAAUGCUCAACAUUUUGUGGGAAAUGGUGCUAAUAUAAUUGUGUAAAACUACUCGAAAUUCUCUUGUCACCCUAAUAGUAGAAGCUUUCCAAAACUGAGAUUAUAGUCACUUGCUAUAUACAAUUUAAAUAUUUAGAUUUAAAUAUUAUAAGUAGCAGUUAUUUUGUUGUAUUGACAUGAUUCACUAAUUUUCUCCGUAUAAGUAUUCGGGCUUUUUAAAGUUAAUGAAUUGAAUUAUUUUCAAUGGAAUUUUAUGGUGUUUUAGGUUCCUUCUGAAUUCUCUGCCUUUCAAGUACUGUGGAAUUAUGAGAGAAGAAAUUUGCCCUCUGGACUAUGGAACUGUGCGUAACAACUUUGAAAGCACUCAAAAAUCUCAUGUUUUCACAUUAGUGUUUGAAGAUACUUUAUAAUAGUUUAUUGCAUAUAUAAUAAAUUAUUUUCUUCUCAGCAGUGUUCAUAAUUUUUCAUUACUUAACCUAUAUGGCUAAGGAAGUGUAACUUAGCAAUUAAUAUAAACUAAUUAACUAUAAAAUAAUUAUUAUAAAUUAAUUUUUUAGUACUAGCUAUACAUUUUCCUUUAUACUUCCUAAUCCUAUUUUCCAUUCCUACCUAUAUACAAUGCACUUUCACACAUAUUUUUAAAAAAUAUUAUUUGGGUAAUUAUUUUAAGAGGAGUUUCAGUUUUUACUGAUACUAUUGCCUGCUGUUUUGGUAAUGGUAGAUUUGUCUGUUAUAAAGUAUUAAUAUUAGUGAUCAUUUCUAACCUAGAAUUUGAAUUUUAUAUCUUUAAAAUUAAUUUCUGUAGAAAUAUUGCUGAAAGGUAAAGAUGUUUCUCAUAGUUAAUUAUUUCUUUUGCUUGAUAAAAUUUAUUUUUAUUUAUUUAUUUAUUUAUUUUGGUUUUUCGAGACAGGGUUUCUCUGUGGUUUUGGAGCCUGUCCUGGAACUAGCUCUUGUAGACCAGGCUGGUCUCGAACUCACAGAGAUCCGCCUGCCUCUGCCUCCUGAGUGCUGGGAUUAAAGGCGUGCGCCACCACCGCCCGACUGAUAAAAUUUAUUUUUAAUAGAAGAAUUAGAUGUUUUUACAAAGGCUUUUAUUUGUCACUUAUAUAUUUAUAUAUAGAAUAUACCUUAACCUUAGAGCUGCUCUCCAAAGGCUGGUGCCUUCAUUGAUAUGUCCUUGAGAAUUAUAACUGUUUCCUUUGUUUUUAUGGCAUUGCAAAAUUGGCAGAAUAAAAGAAUUCAAUAUAGGGAUUAGAAAUAGAGGUGAACCCUGAGACAUGCUGAUAAUGUUUAGCUUGCCAUAAACAGAGAACAAAAAGGAAAAUCUUGAUCUGAUGCAGACAGUAGACAAAUACAGUAAUUCCUCAAUGAGUCACUAACAAUGAGUUGUUAAGAUUAAGGUUUAGCUGUACACGUGACCUGGAUCAGAAUGAACUAGUUAGCUGGAUGAAAUGAGAAAUAAUAUUCAGUCAAAUGGAAGAGAAGGUUUUUUAAAAAAAAAAAAAAUUGAGAGCAAUUCUUUCAGGUAAAUAAUCCUUGUAUGUUUAGUUGUCUAAAACUUUUUGUUUCAAAAUUAUAUGUGCAUAUACUGUCUUGCAUUAUCUCAUCCAUUUAGAAGAUAACUCCUAAAAUUUGUCUUUUUUUUUUCUCUGUGAAGAAGUUUUCCACAUAUUUAUCAUGAAUCAUAAAAUAUUAUUCCAAGACAGGACUGUAAUUUAUUUUACUGAAUAGAUGGAUUUUUAAAUACAUUUUUCAUUUGUGUUGAGAUUAAAUAUCAGUGAAAUUACUAGUUCUCCACAUUAAUUAUAGUUAUUCUAAUUAAAUUACAUUGUAGAAUCCAUAAAAUAAUACUCAAUAUCAAAAUAAUUUCUAAACCACCCAUAAUAUGACUUUGACAAAGAAUAUAAGUAAAAAUAUGUAUUAAAUUAGACCAAUGUAUGGACAUUUCUUGAUUGUCAUUUUUUAAAAUAGGUAUUUCAUCUUAAGGAUGUGAUUUAAUUGCUCAUAAUGAUAAAGAUAGUAAUAGUUAUACCAUUGUAAUGAUGUAUUUUCUAGAUUAAAUUUAAUUAAUGAUCUUCUAUAUAAAAAAAAUUUGCUGUCUAAAAUUUGUCUUUUAAGUGGACAAGAGAAAUAAGUCUUUAAUGGGCCAUUUAUUAACAAGUUUUUGUUUUGCUUUUAAGAUUGACAAGGACCAGGAUCUUUCCCUGGUGCAUAAGCAGGCUUUUUGGAGCCCAUUCCCUAUGGUGGAUACCUUGCUCCGCCUUGAUGGAAGGAGGAGGGGCUUGGUUCUGCUUCAGCUUAAUAUGCCAGGCUUUGUUGAGUCAGAGGCCUUCCCCUUUUUGAGGAGGGGAUGGAGGUGGGUUAGGGGAGUGAACAGAAGAGGAGGGAGGGCGAACUAUGGUUGAUAUAUCAAAUGAAUAAAAAAUUAAAAGAUUGACAAGGAAACUGUGGUAAUGGGACUGAUUAGAUGAUGAAACAUUGUAGAAAGGAGAGAAAUAUUUCUGAAUUAGAAAUUUUGC